GGCGGUGAUGACGCGCAGGGCGGGCCCUGAGGUUCGGUUGUGUGGAGCCGGAGCGGGCGACUGGAGCGGCGCGGUCCUCGGGGCAGAAAAUACCUGCAAAAAUGUCUCUUUAUCCAUCUCUUGAAGAUUUGAAGGUAGACAAAGUAAUUCAGGCUCAAACUGCCUAUUCUGCCAAUCCUGCCAACCAAGCAUUUGUUCUGGUGGACGCUGCUGCUGCUCUCCCUCCAGAUGGAAAUCUGUAUCCUAAACUGUAUCCAGAGCUCUCUCAAUACAUGGGACUGUCUCUAAAUGAAGCUGAAAUAUGCGAGAACAUGCCCGUGGUCUCUGGAGCACCAGCACAAGGGCAGUUGGUAGCAAGACCAUCCAGUGUGAACUAUAUGGUAGCACCUGUGACAGGUAACGAUGCUGGAAUUCGGAGAGCAGAAAUUAAGCAAGGGAUUCGUGAAGUCAUUUUGUGUAAGGAUCAAGAUGGAAAAAUUGGGCUCAGACUUAAGUCAAUAGAUAAUGGUGUAUUUGUCCAACUAGUCCAGGCUAAUUCCCCAGCCUCCUUGGUUGGGCUGAGAUUUGGGGACCAGGUGCUCCAGAUCAACGGUGAGAACUGUGCGGGCUGGAGCUCUGAUAAGGCACACAAGGUGCUCAAGCAGGCGUUUGGAGAGAAGAUUACCAUGACCAUCCGUGACAGGCCCUUUGAACGGACAGUUACUAUGCAUAAGGACAGCAGCGGGCAUGUUGGCUUUAUCUUUAAAAGUGGAAAAAUCACAUCCAUAGUGAAAGAUAGUUCUGCUGCCAGAAACGGCCUUCUCACUGAUCACCACAUCUGUGAGAUCAACGGACAGAACGUCAUUGGCUUGAAGGAUGCACAGAUUGCAGAUAUACUGUCAACAGCCGGGACUGUGGUUACCAUCACAAUCAUGCCUGCUUUUAUCUUCGAACACAUUAUUAAACGGAUGGCUCCCAGCAUUAUGAAAAGCCUGAUGGAUCACGCCAUUCCUGAAGUUUAAACCCUUGUACAACCAAACACAGCUGAAUGUUUCCAGUUUUCUUCUUCGGCAACUUGUCUAUUUCGCACAUGAAGCUUUCCCGGAGCCAGAGAGAAUAUGCUGCAUGGAGACCUUUCUAUCUUCUCUCAUAGCUAGGAACCCACUCUAUCUGAUACCGGCUUCAGAUUUUAAGAUGGGUGUAGCCUUAGCCUGGUUUUACAGAUGUGAAACUCUCAAAAGAUUUACUGACUUCCCUAGACUGGGUCCCUUACUGGGAACCUGAUGUUUUUAUAUAAGCCAUCGUGAUUAGGAUGACUGGUGUAGGCUUAGCCGUGUCUGAGACCUGGUCAGCUUUCUCCCAGAACAGAGCACAGUGCUAGUCAUGCGCUUCAGUUCUGUGGCAUACUUGGACUUUAGUACGCCAGCGUAGUACACUUAGAAUGAUUGCCUUUGAUAGUUAUUUUUUUAAGUUUUCUCAGUGUGCGUGUGUAAAAUUCCAAUUAAUCAACACUGUUUUCAUUCCACAAAAGCAUUACACAGUUGUGUGUAGGUUGCAAGAGACUGUAAUGAUUGUCACUAAAUCUUAACUACCUUCACUUAAUAUGCUUCAAUUGUCGCCUUAACUACAGUAAGCAUUUAGAAUAAAAGCCAAAAUAGAAUUAUUGCUGCCUUCUGAAACCUGAGAUGUUAGCUCUCUAUUAAGCUGUUCUGUGCUAGACCUGAGCAGCUCACUGGUAAAGCAGAGCUGCCUACUUGUAUCAAGAUUUUCUAGUCACUGCAUAAAGGAAACGCCUAAGAGUUGCCGUAUUGCUUUCUGAGAAACAAAUUGCUAUAUAUUUCAUGUAAAAGUUGUUAUACUAAAUAGAAUAAAUUUUGAAGUCUCUUUUUCACUUAUAGAUUAAGUGGGUAAUAUCUAAUUUGCCAUUUGAGUCCUAACAUUAUGUAACUUUAGCUAGGCUGGGGUGGUUUGAGAAUGUUUCCCUAGUCAUCUUAAUUUGUUCCAUUUUCUGACUCCGUCCUAUAAACAAAAAUGGCAAUGACAUUUUAUCCUGAUUUUUUUUUCUUUCUUAGUUUGUGCCUAUCCUAUUAUGUGAUAUUAUCUUAUUAAAUGUAUAAAAACGUUAAAUUUUAGUCUGUCUGUGAUUGCAUCAAUCCUUACUGUGAGGCGAACAGCUUUAGCUAAGACUGCCUGGAAAUACACUUGCUGGGCGUCCUUCUUGGCCAGCCUGUGGCCACCUUCACCAUGCGCACUUGACAUCAGUGAAGGAACCUGGAAAGUCUGCUGUGUCUCUAGUGAAACCCGAGACCAUCCACAAGUAUAAGUGACACUUUAACUCAAGAUUCUACUACUUUAGUCUGGUUCAAGAAUGUUUACUUUUCUCUAUAACAUGCUUCAGAAAAUUUGUAACUUUGUAGUUGCUGUUCAGAGACUGAAUGUAAAAGAAAAUCAUUACAGUUUCUAUAUAGGCUGCCUUGUUGGAAAUUUAUAAUUCCCAGUUUGAUUAUCCACCUUGCUUUCUGGACUUGGUUCUGAAUGUAGGUACAAAAUAAUGAAAUUGUAUUUGUGUCAUAAAGUACGGUUUUGUAGAAGGA
This is a messenger RNA of Mus pahari (shrew mouse), 2573 nucleotides long. RefSeq names its product syndecan binding protein (gene Sdcbp). The record is from RefSeq and is a predicted model, not a curated record. Bases 102 to 1001 code for a protein of 299 amino acids. Gene Ontology annotation, cellular component: plasma membrane; cytoplasm. Lineage: Eukaryota; Metazoa; Chordata; Mammalia; Rodentia; Muridae. Gene Ontology annotation, molecular function: syndecan binding. The transcript has 9 exons. Gene Ontology annotation, biological process: positive regulation of transforming growth factor beta receptor signaling pathway.